Suncus etruscus (white-toothed pygmy shrew) is the source of this 1233-nucleotide messenger RNA. RefSeq names its product MYCL proto-oncogene, bHLH transcription factor (gene MYCL). Gene Ontology annotation, biological process: regulation of transcription by RNA polymerase II. Bases 63 to 1181 code for a protein of 372 amino acids. Lineage: Eukaryota; Metazoa; Chordata; Mammalia; Eulipotyphla; Soricidae. Gene Ontology annotation, molecular function: protein dimerization activity; DNA-binding transcription factor activity, RNA polymerase II-specific; RNA polymerase II cis-regulatory region sequence-specific DNA binding. The record is from RefSeq and is a predicted model, not a curated record. The transcript is spliced from 3 exons.
ACCAGCCCCAUCACGCCUUCAGGGGUUCAGUGCCGCCAGGUGGCGCGUCGGAGGGAACGGACAUGGACUUCGACUCUUCGUACCAGCACUAUUUCUACGACUAUGAAUGCGGGGAGGAUUUCUACCGCUCCACGGCGCCCAGCGAGGACAUCUGGAAGAAAUUCGAGCUGGUGCCGUCGCCCCCCACGUCGCCUCCCUGGGGCGCAGGUCCCGACGCCGGAGACCCAGCCCUGGCCAUCGGUCCCCUGGACCCGUGGCCUGGAGGAGGGGGUGCCGGGGACGAAGCGGACACCCGCGGCCACUCCAAAGCUUGGGGUCGGAACUACGCCUCCAUCAUCCGUCGUGACUGCAUGUGGAGCGGCUUCUCCGCCCGGGAACGGUUGGAGAGAGCCGUGAGCGACCGGCUCGCCAACGGCGCGCCCCGGGGGAACCCCCCCAAAGCGCCCGCCGCCUCCCCGGACUGUGCUUCCAGCCUGGAAGCCAGUAGCACCCCGGCCCCCGCCGCCCCGUGUCCUCUGACCGAGCCCAAGACCCAGGCAUGCUCCGGGUCCGAGAGCCCCAGCGACUCGGAAGGGGAAGAAAUCGACGUGGUGACCGUGGAGAAGAGACAGUCCCUGGGUGUCCGCAAGCCUGUGACUAUCACCGUGCGCGCCGACCCGUUGGACCCCUGCAUGAAACACUUCCACAUCUCCAUCCACCAGCAGCAGCACAACUAUGCCGCCCGCUUCCCCCCUGAAAGCUCGUCCCCCCAGAUCCCAGCUCCAGAGAGGGCUGCCCCAGAGGAGGAGGAGGAGGCUCUGGAGAGAGAAGCCCCCCAAGAAAAGGAAGAGGAGCCCAGUGAAGAAAUUGUGAGUCCCCCGCCUGUAGAAAAUGAGGCCACCCCCACCUACCACCCCAAGCCUGUCAGCUCCGACACGGAGGAUGUGACCAAAAGAAAGAAUCACAACUUUUUGGAGCGCAAACGGCGGAAUGACCUCCGCUCCCGCUUCUUGGCCCUGAGGGACCAGGUUCCCACGCUGGCGAGCUGCUCCAAGGCUCCCAAAGUUGUGAUCCUGAGCAAGGCCUUGGAGUACCUGCAGGCCUUGGUAGGGGCUGAGAAGAGGAUGGCGUCAGAAAAGAGGCAGCUCCGAUGCCGGCAGCAGCAACUGCAGAAAAGAAUCGCGUACCUCAGUGGCUACUGACUGACCUGAAGCCAGGCUGCUCCGUCUCACAAAGACCCGGGUUUAUUUUGUU